Daphnia carinata is the source of this 745-nucleotide messenger RNA. RefSeq names its product cilia- and flagella-associated protein 20 (gene Bug22). Gene Ontology annotation, biological process: cilium assembly; regulation of cilium beat frequency involved in ciliary motility; positive regulation of cell motility. The transcript is spliced from 3 exons. Gene Ontology annotation, cellular component: ciliary basal body; motile cilium. Lineage: Eukaryota; Metazoa; Arthropoda; Branchiopoda; Diplostraca; Daphniidae. The record is from RefSeq and is a predicted model, not a curated record. The coding region runs from base 108 to 689 and encodes 193 amino acids.
UGACAACCUUAGAAUAUUGAACACAAACAAUACUCGAAUUGGUUCUUCUUAAAUCUCAGCGAAUUACAAGCGUCUUUCCAAGUCCCCGAUAGAACCUAAAAAAAAAAAUGUUUAAAAACACUUUUCAAAGUGGAUUUCUUUCAGUCCUUUAUAGCAUUGGCAGCAAGCCUUUGCAGCUUUGGGACAAAAUUGUGCGCAAUGGCCAUAUCAAGCGAAUAACUGACAACGACAUCCAGUCCCUUGUCUUAGAAAUCGUUGGAACCAAUGUUUCAACGACAUACAUAACAUGCCCUGCUGAUCCAAAAAAGACUCUAGGAAUAAAACUUCCUUAUCUUGUUAUGAUUGUCAAGAACAUGAAAAAAUAUUUCACCUUUGAAGUUCAGAUAUUAGAUGAUAAAAAUGUUAGACGUAGAUUCAGAGCAAGCAACUACCAGUCAACUACAAGAGUGAAGCCUUUCAUAUGUACAAUGCCAAUGCGGCUUGAUGAAGGAUGGAAUCAGAUUCAGUUUAAUUUGGCUGAUUUCACUCGUCGGGCUUAUGGGACAAAUUAUGUGGAAACUCUGAGGAUUCAAAUUCAUGCCAAUUGCAGAAUUCGUCGCAUCUACUUCUCUGACAGACUCUAUUCUGAAGAUGAGUUGCCUGCUGAGUUUAAGCUCUAUCUGCCUGUACAGGCCAAAGCUAAAGUGUAAAAAAUGCUAUUUGUGUUAUGCUAUGUUCCUUUCAUUUUUACAAGCACUAAAAACAA